Acaulospora morrowiae is the source of this 1116-nucleotide messenger RNA. The record is from the annotation of a GenBank genome assembly. Lineage: Eukaryota; Fungi; Glomeromycota; Glomeromycetes; Diversisporales; Acaulosporaceae.
AUGAAGAAUUUUCGCUUUCGGGAAACUUUUGACUUACCAGAAAAUUUGUCUUUCGGAAUCUCUGUUGAUAAGCAACUAUCGGACAAUAUCUUAUCCGUUCUUCACUCUAUGUCCUACAGUGUAGAACGUUUCGCUGAACCCUAUCCCGUCAACUUACCAGCUCACGACGACAUGUCGUCAAAGUCGAGGCAAAAGCAGCCCAGUUUUAAAGGAGUAUCCGCCUCCGAUGCGGAAGUUAAAUACAAGAGGAAAUAUAAAGAACUCAAGAAAAAGAUCCGAGACAUGGAAGAGGAAAACGAGAAGUUGACCCUCAAAUUAACCAAAGCAAAAAAGAAUAUACAACGAUUGCGGAUAGAGCGGAGUUUCCUAUUUGACCGAUUAGAACAAUCACAACCCACGAAUGAGUCUGAAUCAGAGCAAUCAUCUUCGCCACAAAGAGCGAUAGAUUCUGAGGAGGAAUUAUCUUCGGUGGGUAGUGAUGAUAAUGAUGAUAAUGGCUCACAAACUACUUCGAUGAAACAAAGACAAACCAGAGAUCCUAACGCAUCCAAAAGUUCAAAGAAUACAAGAAGGGAAAACCAAAAUAAAGAAUCCACUCGUAAAUUGGGUCAAGAGUGUGGGAUACUAUCCAUGGAAGAAAAGGAGAGAUAUAUUGAUACAUGCAAACAGGAAAAGCAACGCAAUGAAAAAGAAAAGUCCGCAUGUGUCAGCGCGUCUCUACCUGAGUCCAUCUAUCCAGAUGAUAACAACGGGGACGAUAUAAAUUACCAACAUAAGUGUGACGAAAAGUCGGAUGGGAGUAAUUCUUCUCCGCUAUCUCAAAUGGUGAUAAAAACUGCUGCCACGAAGGUGGCUUCGAAUCACUCAGAUAUUUACGAUGAACAAUACAUGGAUAAUAAGGAUGUUUGUUCAGAUAUCGAUAUCAAAGAGACGAUGACAGGUGAUAGAAUUAUGGAUGACCUAGUUUCUGGAAGUGAAGAAGAGUUGAUUGAUGAAUUAGCUUCGGAUAGUGGUGGCGGUAUCAACAACGGGCUACGACAACCUCAUAACAAUAAUGAACAUAAAGAUGAGGUAAAAGAGAAUUAUCAUAAUGAUGAUGAUGAAAAGGAAGUUUGA